Oncorhynchus tshawytscha (Chinook salmon) is the source of this 1006-nucleotide messenger RNA. RefSeq names its product regulator of G protein signaling 20 (gene rgs20). NCBI's taxonomy places the organism in Eukaryota, Metazoa, Chordata, Actinopteri, Salmoniformes, Salmonidae. The transcript is spliced from 6 exons. The record is from RefSeq and is a predicted model, not a curated record. Bases 22 to 696 code for a protein of 224 amino acids.
CGGUCGGGUGGAAGAAGUCGUAUGCCGACGGAUGUAAUCUUGGCAGAGAAUUCCCUCUUCUCCCUGGGCAUACAUGGUGAAACUCCCAUGGGAUCAGAGCGUAUGGAGAUGCGAAAGCGUCAGAUGUCGGUGCAGCAGGAGUCGAUGGCGGGUGGCACGGCACCGACCCAGCAGGACCCUAACCAGAGCCAGAACCAGGGGAACCAGAACCAGGGGAAUCAGAGCCAGGUGAACCAGAGAGGGAACAACGCCUGUUGCUUCUGCUGGUGCUGCUGCUGUAGCUGUUCCUGGAACGAGGAGCGUGAGGAGAGGAACCGCCGGGCGUCCUACGACCUCAAGGCUGAGGGAACGGCCGACUGCGAGGACAGCCCCCCUCCUACUCUGGAGGAGGUCCGUUCCUGGGCCCAGUCGUUUGACCGACUGAUGUCGUGCGCUGCUGGCCGAGUGGCGUUUAGGUUGUUCCUGUGUACAGAGUUUAGUGAGGAGAACAUGUUGUUCUGGCUGGCUUGUGAGGAGUUCACCAAGGAAACCAACAAGACCUCCAUUGAGGAGAAGGCACGGAUCAUCUAUGAGGACUACAUCUCCAUCCUCUCACCCAAAGAGGUGAGUCUGGACUCCCGUGUUCGGGAGGUGAUCAACAAGAACAUGUUGGAGCCGUCAUCCCAGACCUUCGUUGAUGCUCAGUGUUGUGUGUAGGAGAGGACAGAGCCCCCACCUCUCUUCAUGCCUUGAAGUGUCUGCACCUGGACACCACAAAGGAAGAGGCUCUAUUGUGUCCUACUGGCUCAACCAAUCACAGCCCUCCAAGCAGUUAUCUGGCCUCAUCCAUAUGCGGGGAUAUUAACAUUCAUCAGACCAGACUCAAUGACACAACAUCAAUGGACAGGAACAUCGACUAUAUAUAUUACAGAGUAUCAAUGAAGGGGAACAGAAAUGAUAUAUACUGAACAAAAAUAUAAACACAACAUGUAAAGUCUUGGUCCCAUAUUUCAUGAGUUGAAAUAAA